This is a messenger RNA of Emiliania huxleyi CCMP1516, 483 nucleotides long. RefSeq lists its product as hypothetical. The transcript has 2 exons. NCBI's taxonomy places the organism in Eukaryota, Haptophyta, Isochrysidales, Noelaerhabdaceae. Bases 1 to 483 code for a protein of 160 amino acids. The record is from RefSeq and is a predicted model, not a curated record.
AUGUCGUUGAGCGGAGCGAGUGCGAGCGCGGCGGCCAAGCAGCGGCACCAGGAGCAGCGGCGAGCUGACACGAGCGCGCUCGCUGAUGCGGCGAGGGGGCAGAGGCAGAUGCCCGAGCUGCCGCCGUACGUGCCAGAAUUCGACCUCGCGUUCAUGUCUCAGAUGCUGGGCGUUGGAGCCGUCCGGUCGGAGCGAGAAGACCCAGCCACUGGCGACGACGAGACGAUCAUGCAGGAGGCCGCCGUCGCCGGUGCGCUGGAGGGUGCCGACAACGCGCUUGCAAACUCGCGUGCGAGGGUGGAUCAGCUUUACGAACUGGUCAGGGCGAGCGAGGGAGGAGCGGCGGUGCGCCGCAUGGGCGAGGCGCCGAAGGCGCCCACUCUGAAAACGCAUUCGGCCGUUGCUGUCGCGUUCCGUGCGUUUAGCCGCUUUCUGGAGGGGAGACCGUCGGACGCGCGGAUGAUGAGCGCAGAGCUUAGAUAA